AGAGCGCGACUGGAUGAGGUCAUGGCUGCAGCGGCCCUUACAAGCCUGUCCACCAGCCCCCUCCUGCUGGGGACCCCGGCUGCAGCGUUCAGCUCAGAGCCCGGCUUGGAGCCCUGGAAGGAGGCCCUGGGCCGGCCGCUGGGCAGCUACAGCAGCAGCAGCAACAGUGGAGACUGGGACCUGGCCAGCGACCCGUCCUCCCCGUCCACACCGUCACCCCCACUGCCCCCUGAGGCAGCCCACUUCCUGUUCGGGGAGCCGGCCCAGAGGAAGAGGAAGAACUCGGCCCAGGUCAUGUUCCAGUGUCUGUGGAAGAGCUGCGGGAAGGUGCUGAGCUCCGCCUCCGGGAUGCAGAGACACAUCCGCGUGGUGCACCUGGGACGCCAGGCCGAGACGGAGCAGAGCGAUGGGGAGGAGGACUUCUACUACACAGAGCUGGACAUUGGCGUGGACGCGCUGACCGAUGGGCUGUCCAGCCUCACCCCAGUGUCCCCCACGGCCUCCGUGCCGCCCGCCUUCCCGCGCCUGGAGCUGCCGGAGCCCUCGGCCGUCCCGGGUCUGCUGCAGCCCCUAACCCUGCCCUCGCCCCCAAUGCUGAGCUCCGUCGUCCCCCGACCGGUGUGCCACAUCCACAGUGACCAUGCCUACCAGGGCUGCCUGGCACCCAUCCACCUGGAGCCGCAGCCCACCACAGUCAGGGCCUGCUUCACGCCGGCCCUGCCUUCCAAGCUUGCUGCCAACCCCAGGAAGCCCCGUGGUGAUGCCAAGAAAUGCCGGAAGGUGUACGGCAUGGACCGCCGGGAGCUGUGGUGCACGGCAUGCCGCUGGAAGAAGGCCUGCCAGCGCUUCCUGGACUGAGCCUCCCCCCAGUCCCGGGGCUUCUUAAAGGAGAAAAUAAGCUACCCCCCACAACCCACACACACACACACCAGGGCUGCACAGCCUGGGAGAGGACAGACCUGGACUCCCAGCGGCAGGUCUAUUUCCUAACGGGGGGAGUUGGUGACCCCGGGCCCCCAGAGGUGGGGGGGGGUCCCGACCACUCAAAGUGCCUCUGAAGAAACCAGCCUUUUGCACUAAAGUCAAACCACACGCCGUCCCCUCGCUGCAGGGUUCCCAUGGCGGCCACCCUGCCUGUGAGCCCCAGACCUGCCAGGAUGCUGAUGGGGCCUCAGGCCAUGCCAUGCCAGCCCUCGAUGCACUUUCAGGGUGCCCGGGGAGGGACCACCCCACUUACUGCGAGGGUCCGAGCGCCCUGGGGUGGCGUUCGUACUGCGUCCCCAAGCUCAGGUGUCUCCGUCUGGGCCGCAC
Trichechus manatus latirostris (Florida manatee) is the source of this 1311-nucleotide messenger RNA. RefSeq names its product SLC2A4 regulator (gene SLC2A4RG). The coding region runs from base 22 to 858 and encodes 278 amino acids. The transcript is spliced from 6 exons. NCBI's taxonomy places the organism in Eukaryota, Metazoa, Chordata, Mammalia, Sirenia, Trichechidae. The record is from RefSeq and is a predicted model, not a curated record. Gene Ontology annotation, cellular component: nucleus. Gene Ontology annotation, biological process: regulation of transcription by RNA polymerase II. Gene Ontology annotation, molecular function: DNA-binding transcription factor activity; RNA polymerase II cis-regulatory region sequence-specific DNA binding.